Molecule: messenger RNA, 3289 nt
Organism: Vitis riparia (riverbank grape)
Lineage: Eukaryota; Viridiplantae; Streptophyta; Magnoliopsida; Vitales; Vitaceae
Product: exocyst complex component SEC3A
Exons: 26
Coding region: 203-2863 (886 amino acids)
Biological process (GO): Golgi to plasma membrane transport; exocytosis
Cellular component (GO): plasma membrane; exocyst
Molecular function (GO): phosphatidylinositol-4,5-bisphosphate binding
Source: RefSeq, a predicted model, not a curated record
GGGGAUUGAUUGAAGCGAUCCGUUCCCGACCCGCCCGUUGCCAUCCCUUCUCCUGACACCUCCUACCUCAAAAGGUAGGCAUUGCAUCUUUGGGGCAGCAAGAAUCGCGUAGAUUGAAUUAAGGAGCAGAGCACCGACUCGUCUCGUAUCGAGGAUCACAUUGACGUUUCGGGGCUGAUUGUGUAAGAGCGGAGACGCAGUAAUGGCGAAAUCCAGCGCCGAUGACGAGGAGCUUAGGCGAGCUUGCGAGGCGGCCAUCGAGGGCACCAAGCAGAAGAUCGUCAUGUCGAUCCGUGUUGCCAAGAGCCGCGGGAUCUGGGGCAAAUCUGGCAAAUUAGGUCGCAAUAUGGCCAAACCUAGGGUUCUUGCACUGUCAACAAAAGCAAAGGCUCAGCGUACUAAAGCUUUUCUUCGUGUCUUAAAAUAUUCUACUGGAGGAGUUCUUGAGCCUGCUAAAUUGUACAAGUUAAAGCAUCUCUCCAAGGUGGAAGUUAUAGCUAAUGAUCCCAGUGGGUGUACGUUUAUGCUGGGAUUUGAUAAUCUCAGAAGCCAGAGUGUCGCUCCACCUCAGUGGACAAUGCGCAAUAUUGAUGACAGGAAUCGCCUGCUACUUUGCAUCUUAAAUAUCUGCAAAGAUGUGUUGGGUCGUCUUCCCAAAGUUGUUGGUAUUGAUGUUGUAGAGAUGGCUCUUUGGGCUAAGGAAAAUAAACCUACAGUUACUGCUCAAGGGAAUCUGCAUGAUGGGCCUAUACCAGCUAUGGUGACAGAAACCGACUUGAAAGUUUCUGUUGAAAGAGAACUUGUAACCCAAGCUGAGGAGGAUGAUAUGGAGGCUCUUCUUGGCAAUUAUGUCAUGGGUAUUGGUGAAGCUGAGGCCUUUUCUGAAAGGUUGAAGAGAGAACUUCUUGCCUUGGAAGCAGCAAAUGUGCAUGCCAUUUUGGAAUCUGAACCAUUGGUUGAUGAGGUACUGCAAGGGCUCGAGACAGCUACAAAUUGUGUUGAUGAUAUGGAUGAAUGGUUAGGCAUUUUCAAUGUGAAACUUAGACACAUGAGAGAGGAUAUUGAGUCGAUAGAAACCCGCAAUAACAAGUUGGAGAUGCAAUCUGUAAACAAUAAAGCACUCAUUGAGGAACUUGAAAAGCUUCUUGAACGAUUGCGUGUCCCUUCUGAGUAUGCAGCAUGUCUAACUGGAGGUCCCUUUGAUGAGGCACGCAUGCUGCAAAACAUUGAAGCAUGUGAGUGGCUGACUGGUGCUCUGCGUGGUCUUGAAGUACCUAACUUGGAUCCUGCCUAUGCAAACAUACGAGCUGUUAAAGAAAAACGGGCAGAACUUGAAAAACUAAAAACCACAUUUGUUAGGAGAGCAUCUGAAUUCUUAAGAAACUACUUCGCCAGUUUGGUGGAUUUUAUGAUAAGUGAUAAGAGUUACUUCUCUCAGCGAGGACAGUUGAAGAGGCCAGACCAUGCUGAUCUUCGGUAUAAAUGCAGGACUUAUGCUCGCCUUCUACAACACUUAAAGAGUCUUGAUAAGAAUUGCUUGGGUCCAUUGAGAAAAGCCUAUUGUAGCUCCCUUAACUUGCUUCUUCGUCGAGAGGCUCGUGAGUUUGCAAAUGAGCUUCGUGCUAGUACCAAAGCAUCAAGAAAUCCAACUGUCUGGCUUGAAGCUUCUACAGGCUCUGGUCAAAAUAUGAACAACACGGACACUUCAAAUGUUUCGGAUGCUUAUGCAAAAAUGCUGACAAUUUUCAUCCCACUUCUUGUAGACGAGAGUUCUUUUUUUGCACACUUCAUGUGCUUUGAGGUUCCUGCAUUGGUUCCUCCAGGGGGUCAUGCCAAUGGUAAUAAAACGGGAUCCAAUGACGAUGACGCCAAUGAUGAUGAUUUGGGUAUUUUGGACAUUGAUGAAAAUGACAACAAAACUGGCAAAAAUUCUGCAGAGCUGGGAGCAUUAAAUGAAUCUCUUCAGGAUUUGCUUGAUGGUAUCCAAGAAGACUUUUAUGCAGUGGUGGAUUGGGCAUACAAGAUUGAUCCUUUGCGCUGCAUAUCAAUGCAUGGGAUUACAGAACGGUAUAUUUCUGGUCAGAAAGCUGAUGCAGCAGGAUUUGUACGCCUCUUGCUUGAUGAUCUGGAGUCAAGAAUUUCUAUGCAGUUCGGCCGUUUUGUUGAUGAAGCUUGCCACCAGAUUGAAAGAAAUGAACGUAAUGUUCGGCAGACGGGUGUAUUAUCAUAUAUUCCCAGAUUUGCAACUCUUGCAACCCGUAUGGAGCAGUACAUCCAGGGACAAUCUAGAGAUUUGGUUGAUCAGGCAUACACAAAAUUUGUUACCAUAAUGUUUGUGACUUUGGAGAAAAUUGCACAAACCGACCCAAAAUAUGCUGAUAUUUUGCUUUUGGAGAAUUUUGCAGCUUUCCAGAAUAGUUUGUAUGACCUAGCCAAUGUUGUUCCCACUUUAGCCAAAUUCUAUCACCAGGCCAGUGAAUCUUAUGAACAAGCUUGCAUGCGGCAUAUUAGCAUGAUCAUAUACAUUCAAUUCGAACGGCUUUUCCAGUUUGCUCGAAGAGCUGAGGAUUUGAUGUUCACCAUCUCACCAGAAGAGAUCCCUUUCCAGCUGGGAUUGUCAAAAAUGGAUCUUCGGAAGAUGUUGAAAUCCAGUUUAUCUGGGGUUGACAAGUCCUUUAAUGGAAUGUAUAAGAGAUUGCAGAAGAAUUUAACUUCAGAAGAACUUUUGCCAUCUUUGUGGGAUAAAUGCAAGAAGGAGUUUCUGGACAAAUAUGAUAGCUUCGCACAACUGGUUGCCAAGAUUUAUCCUACCGAGACCAUUCCAUCUGUAGCAGAAAUGAGAGAAAUUCUGGCCAACAUGUAGAGGUAUCAUUUUCUUGUAUAGUCUUGAAAACUUCCUGUUUGAAGUAAAGAUGUCUUUUAUUGUUCUCCCCCACCCAUAGUUGUAUCAUUUUUCACGGGAUAAAUUAUUGUGUGUUCCUGCAUGUAUUGCCGUGUUUGUUUCUCCUCCUUUUUGGUCGUUGAAAAGAAAAUAGUCCCACAAGGCUUUGUCUUGGUUUUUUUGAGGCUGCGGCGGUAAGAACACACAAAGAUUGGGUUGGGUUUUGUUUGUAGAAGUGAUGUUGCCCCUCAUCAUCUAUGUUAAUUAUCGUAGCAUCAACCGUCCUCCAGGAAGACACACCUAUGGAUGCUUAGAUUAUUUGUUAUUUCUUUUAUUUUUAAAAGAUUGAUAUAUAGCAAAAUAAAAUUAACAGUUUUAUAGAUGGAUAUGGAGUUAGUGGUUUGAUUA